AUGCUGCAGGAGUGGAUUUCCACGCUUGGCCAUGGGGUGUCUGCAGCCAGGCCUGCCCAUUCGGGGAUUUCAGCCAGUCUGGCCCGUCCGGGGACUUUGUCUGAGUCUGUACCCAGUUCUGUCCUGCCUGGGUCUGUAGCCAAUUCGAUCCUCCAUCGGUCCGCAGCCAACUUUCGCCUCCCUUUGUCCACAGACAGCUUCGUCCCUCAGUCUGCAACCAGCUUUGUCCUCCCUCAAUCCGCAGCCAGCUUUGCCCUCCCUCGGUCCACAGCCAUCCUUGUCCUUUCUCGGUCCACAGCCAGCUCUGUCCUGCCUGGGUCUGCAGCCAAUUCGAUCCUCCCUCAGUCAGCAGCCAGUUCUGUCCUGCCUGGGUCUGCAGUCAAUUCGAUCCUCCCUCGGUCAGCAGCCAGUUCUGUCCUGCCUGGGUCUGCAGUCAAUUCGAUCCUCCCUCGUCUGCAACCAGAUUUGUCCUCCCUCGGUCCGCAGCCAGCUUUGCCCUCCCUCUGUCCGCAGCCAGCUUUUUCCUCCCUCGUUCCGCAGCCAGUUUCGUCCUCUCCUGUUCUGCAGCCAGCUUUGUCCUCCCUCUGUCCGCAGCCAGCUUUGUCCUCUCUUACUCUGCAGCCAGCUCCGUCCUCCCUUGGUCCGCAGCCAGCUUCAUCCUCUCCCAGUCCGCAGCCGAUUUUGUCUUACCUGGACCUGCACCCAGGCUUUCAUGUCAAGGUCCCAGACCCAGGCCAGCACUGGUGUCAGCAGCCAGUUUUUCCCUUCCUGGGUCUGCAGCCACUCUGA
Molecule: messenger RNA, 789 nt
Organism: Suillus plorans
Lineage: Eukaryota; Fungi; Basidiomycota; Agaricomycetes; Boletales; Suillaceae
Exons: 2
Coding region: 1-789 (262 amino acids)
Source: RefSeq, a predicted model, not a curated record